AGUUUGUCUGAUCUUUCAAUUAUUUUAUUUUAUUUAUUCUUUUAUUCCCCUUUCACCAAAAGCCUGUGUAGUUUCUCUCUGUUAUAAUUUUUUUUUUCACUCUAAUGAAAAAAAAAUAAAACAUUUUUAUAGUUGGAAGAAGAUCUAGCUCGUAAGAAAACUCUCCUUGGAUUUUCCCUAAAAGAUACUGAAUUUACAGGAAAGUUUUGUUUUUUCUGCUGCCCUGAUUGAGAUUUCACUUGGGUCCAAGAGUUUCUAGGGUUUGCUUCAUCUUUGAAUCUUCAUUUCUCUGUUGUAUGGUGUUUUGUUGUAGUUAGUGUGUUUAGUGAUUUAAUGGAUCUUUUUCUUUUGAAAUUUACUUGUUUAGGCUUUGGUUUUGCUGUUGUGUGAUCUAUUUAUGCAUUGUUGUUGAACUUUAGUUUGUAUCGUUUGUGUUUUAUGGGUUUUUAUUAAAUUCUCUAUUUAAUUUGCUCUGUGUAUUGUUGUGUUGAGUCGGGUCGAUUUAUAUAUCGAUUUUGAAGGUGUUGUAGGGUAUCAAAAUUGUGGCUUGAUUAGUUGUAUUGAGAAACAUAACGAUUACUAAUUAGGAUUUUGUUCAUAUUAUUGAUAUUCUUAUAGAGAAGGUUUGGGGGAAUUUUUAUUUCUAGGGUGUCUAGAUGGAUAAGGAUAAAUCUCCGGGUCAUGUUGGUUUACUGCCUCCAUCUGGUCGAUUCUCAAGCUUUUCUUCAACUGGGAACCCUAAUUUUAAUGUGAAACCUGAGCCAACGGCAUCAACAUCAUUCCCGCCACUAGCUCCAGGUGCUUCUAACUCUGACAGGGCACAUUUUGGUCAUCAGUCUGAUUCUAACCGAUUCAGCCAUGACAUUAGCCGAAUGCCUGAUAAUCCACCAAAGAAUGUGGGCCACCGCAGGGCUCAUUCUGAAAUCCUCAGUCUGCCUGAUGAUAUCAGCUUUGAUAGUGAUCUUGGUGUGGUUGGUGGUGCAGAUGGGCCAUCUCUCUCGGAUGAGACAGAGGAGGACUUUAUUUCAAAGUAUUUUGAUAUGGAUAAGUUCAAUUCUUCAACAGCUACAUCUGGUUCUCAAAUGGGUGAGCCAGCAGCUCCAGCACCUGCAAAGGCAGUGAUUGGUGGUGGUGGGGGUUCUGUGGAGAAUGCAGGUGUUGGGUCCACUGAGAGGCCCAGGAUUAGGCAUCAGCAUAGCCAAUCAAUGGAUGGUUCAACAAGUAUUAAGCCAGAGAUGCUCAUUGGGGUUUCAGAAGAGGGGCAUGGUGCUGAUUCUAAGAAAGCUUUGUCUGCUGCCAAAUUGGCUGAGCUUGCUCUUAUUGAUCCAAAGCGUGCAAAAAGGAUAUGGGCAAACAGGCAGUCAGCUGCAAGGUCAAAGGAAAGGAAGAUGCGAUACAUAGCUGAGCUUGAACGGAAAGUGCAGACACUACAAACUGAAGCAACCUCGUUGUCAGCUCAAUUGACGUUAUUGCAGAGAGAUACAAAUGGUCUGACUGCAGAAAACAGUGAAUUAAAACUGCGCUUGCAAACAAUGGAGCAACAGGUCCACUUGCAAGAUGCACUAAAUGAUGCACUGAAGGAAGAAAUCCAGCAUCUGAAGGUAUUGACUGGCCAAAAUAUUCAGAAUGGUGGUCCCAUGAUGAACUUUACGUCUUUUGGAGCUGGCCAGCAAUUUUACCCAGCUAAUCAAGCCAUGCAUACUCUUCUAACCACACAGCAGUUCCAGCAGCUCCAGAUUCACUCUCAGAAGCAGCAGCAGCAGCAUCAGUUUCAAUUGCAUCAGCUUCAACAGCAACAGUUGCAUCUGCAGCAGCAGCAUAUGCAGGAGCAGCAACAGCAGCAACAACAAUCUGGGGACUUAAAAAUAAGAGGACCAGUUCCUUCUCCAAACCACAAAGAUAACGCUUCAGAUGUCAACUCCUCUGCCAAGGAUUGAGUAACAAAUCAGGCAGUUUUCAGAAUCCUUUUUUAAAUUUGUCCUCACAUAGGAUAUUCUUACUGUUACUUUUAGUUUGUGUAGACACUACUUCAUUCCAUUUAAUUUUAGGCAGUGACUGGUUUUUAGUUGGAGACUAUAUUAUAAGAGUUACCUAUCAUAUUACAUGGCCUAGUUUUGUAAGAUUGCCUUUCUUUCACACACAUUCAGUCUCUUGGAUUGUCAUUUAUUCGGUCUUUUGGUUCUCAGAGAACAAUGGUGUGUGUGCCUUUGCAACGAUUCAAGUGGAGUUCAUUGUGACUGCUGAUUCAUUUGCAUUGUCUGUGAUUUUGUGCGCAGUUUACCUAAGCAGGAUUGCAAUAGUAUUUUGAUAUUGUUUUAAGGCAAAGCUGCAAACUGCGACGAUGCCUUUACUGUCUUCCAUACAAGAUGCUGUUCAUAACAAGAUGUUCAUUCCAUUCUUUCUCAUGUUACAAAUGGUUUUUAGGUCACUCCCUGCCAAUUUGGUGAGGCUUUCAUCUGAUUCUCUGUUGGUCUAGUACUUCACGUAGGUGGAUUCUGGUUUUCACUUUGCUUUCUGUAUGUGUUUAAGAUACUUUUCUGAGCAAUGCUUUCUGGGUAAAAGCACUUUCUGUAAUAAGAAUGUAACUGUUUCUUCAAAAAUAAUCUUUGACAUUCCUUAA
Mangifera indica (mango) is the source of this 2620-nucleotide messenger RNA. RefSeq names its product probable transcription factor PosF21. Gene Ontology annotation, biological process: regulation of DNA-templated transcription. Gene Ontology annotation, molecular function: DNA-binding transcription factor activity. The record is from RefSeq and is a predicted model, not a curated record. Gene Ontology annotation, cellular component: nucleus. The coding region runs from base 657 to 1937 and encodes 426 amino acids. Lineage: Eukaryota; Viridiplantae; Streptophyta; Magnoliopsida; Sapindales; Anacardiaceae. The transcript is spliced from 4 exons.